Molecule: messenger RNA, 2529 nt
Organism: Caenorhabditis angaria
Lineage: Eukaryota; Metazoa; Nematoda; Chromadorea; Rhabditida; Rhabditidae
Source: the annotation of a GenBank genome assembly
AUGGAGGAAAAUGAACAGCUGAAGAUAGGUGGUUCUAUAUGGAUCACACGAAUAUUGAACGUAAUCGAGGAUACAUAUGUGAUAAUUUUGAUGCUUUUCUAUUUUUUGAGCAUUGUCACCAGUUUCCCAUUAUUCAAUUAUUUCAUAAAAAUCAAUCGCAAGAAGGAUCAAAAAUCGUCAAUUUAUCAAAUCACAAAUCAUCUUUAUAAAAUCACAGCUAUCUCGCAAUGUAUGAUUACAUCUUCAUUACUUUUCAUAUUUUGUUAUAUAUUGAUUAAUCUUGAUUUCCCAACAUCAGUGAAAUAUGUAUUAUCUUUCAUAAUAAUUUGUCUUCUUGGUGUGAUCUAUCUUUUCAAUCAAAUCGUUGUGCCAAUUCAAAAUCUUCUAAUAUUUCUUCUGGCUUUUCAAAGAUUCCUUCUUUAUUUCUACCCGAAUUCCGAAAAAUAUAUAGUUCCAAGUGAGAAAAGGUUCAACUGCAUUAUUCGAUGGUUAUAUUCUAUAGUUAUUUUCGGAAAUAGUUUCUAUAUUGGUUUUCUCUUAUAUACGAUAAUUAAUCGGGAGUCUUUAGACGUAAGAUUCAUAUAAGCACAUACAAAAUUGUAUCAUACAAUUUUCAGGAUUGGGUUGCUAUGCACAGAACUGAAUGGUCCAGUCUAAGUUCAGAAGUUUAUAUAGCACUCGAUGCUCUAGUUAUAUUUUCUUCUAUAUUUUAUUUUUGUAUUUUGAUUAGUGUUCGAAAAAUCACAAAGAUGUCUUCAACGGUAAUGAGAUCCAGGCCCGAUAAAGUGAUAAUUUAUCAAACAUUUAUUUUGAUAAUUGUAAAACUUUUGUUCAUUCCGAUAUCAAUUCUGUCAUUUCUUUAUAAGAAUGGGUACGACGAUAGUUUUGAUGCGAUUAUAAAAACGGUAUGAUGUGCUAAACAAUCAAUAUUCUGAUUUUUUUACAAUUCAGAUCUACUUCCCCCUAUUCUUCAUUGAUUUUUUAACAACUCCCAUCGUAUUUCAAAUCACAUAUAUUUUCUGCAACAAAACAAAUCUUGAAGUUUUGAAGAAAAUGAAUUUCAGAAAAUUGAAAACUUGGAGCAUUGUUUGUUGUGGAUACAAUUCUUCAAGUAGUGUUGAUCAAAGUCAUAGUAAUUUGUAUAUUCUGAGCGAAGGUUCUACUAGAUCUUGAAAGAUUUUGCAAUUAAAGAUGUUUGAUUUUUUGCUUUUGAAAUCAUUCAAAAUCCCUUCGACUUCCUGAAUUUUAAAAAUUCCAUCUGUUCUCAUUUCGAACAGGACAGCUGAAUUUUUACAGUCAAAAUCAAAUUCAGUUUUCAUUUGCAAACAAUGAAGAAAGGUGAUCCUGAAUGGCUCGCACUCAAAAACUCUUAUAAUGUAAUAUUCGUAUACUUUAUGAUUUUAUUACUUCUCUUCAUUCUAAGCAUCAUCAUAAUUUUCCCAUUAUUCAAAUAUUUCACAAAAAUCAAUUGUAAAAAGGACCAAGAAUCUUCAAUUUAUCACAUCACAAAUCAUCUCUACAAACUCACAGUUAUCUCACAAACUAUGAUUAUAACAAUAUUAAUUAUUGUAUUUUUUUCCCUGCUUGUUAUGUUUGAUGACAAGUUUUCAAUCUCAUUAGAAGUUAGAGGAAUACUUAGCACAACUUCAGUUAUCCUCUUUUUUGUGGUUUAUAUUUUCAAUCAAGUAAUAGUUCCAGUUCAAAAUCUUCUAAUAUUUCUUCUGGCUUUUCAAAGAUUCCUCCUUUAUUUCUUCCCAAAUUCUGAGAAAUAUAUAAUUCCUUCUGACAAAUCAUUCAAACUUCUGAUUCUAUUGUUAUAUUGUACUGUUGUUUUUGGAAAUAUUGCCUAUAUUUAUUUUCUGACGUACAGUGUAAUUGAUUGGAAGUCUCGUAUUUUCCAUACCCCUGACAAAUACUCUUCUCGUAACGUGGUAAGGCCGUGGAAGAGAAAACCAAAUAGACUUGUAUUUUGCAGACUGGCCCUACGGAGUGGAACAAUGAAUAUUCAAUUUUAAAAUCGGCAAUUUAUAUAUUCCUGGAUUUUCUAGUCAUAUUCUCAUCUUCAUUUUAUAUUUUCAUCCUUGUAAGUGUUCGAAAAAUCACAAGACUUGCUUCAAAUGCAAUGAAAAAUCGUCCAGAAAAAGUGAUAAUUUAUCAAACUUUGGUUUUGAUUAUUGUAAAACUCCUGUGUUUUCCAAUCGUAUAUCAUUUUCUUGAAUAUGUUUUGAAUGAAGACAGCUUGGGUUUGAAUGCGACUAUGAAUGCGGUGAGCAAUGAAAAGCCGCAAUUUUCUAACUUCAAAUAUUUCAGAUCUACUUUCCUCUUUUCGUAAUUGAUGUUUUAACAACUCCUAUCGUAUUUCAAAUCACAUAUAUUUUCUGUAACAAAACAAAUCUUGAAGUUUUGAAGAAAAUAAAAUUCAGGAAAGCGAAUACUUGGAAAACGAUCUGUUGUGGAGCAUCUUUGAAUAUUGUUGAUCAAAGUCAGAGUGAAUUGUAUAUUCUGAGCGGAAGCUCAAGUAGAACUUAA